CGCGCGCGCGCACUCCAUCUCGCUCGAUUAUGUUCGGUGUGCCUCGGCGGCAGCUUUUGAUUUGGUGCUUGCGGUUUUUCGGAUUUGGCUGCGUUGCGCUUCCUCUGCUUGCCGCCUUGGCCUUUGGAGUCGAGGUUUUUAGCCGUUGCAAUGGCAGCAGUGUUAUGCUGAGCAUUCAUUUACUCCAUACAGUCUAAAAUUUGUCCAUAAGCAUGGGAGAUAGUGAAAUGCUGAUUGCCCAAACAUCUAGUGCAAUGGGAUAUUCAACUGCUGGGCACAAUUCUAUUGCUAAUGUUGAUGGGGCUUCGAAUAUCAUCCAGGAAGCUAAUGCCGUCAGUGGGGUUACAGGAGAUUUUCCAGCAUCUACAACUUCAGCUAACGCUCUCAAUAUGGAUUUAAAUGCUACUACUCAGGGACCAUAUGUGAAUAAGACAUACGAGGGUAAACCAACUGUUGGGAUGGCUACUAUAGAUCAGGGCGUUGCCAACUUUGAGAAUGCAGGAGUUGUUUCGUCUGGAGCUUCUGCUUAUGAUUCCUUUGCCAAUGGUAGUAUUACUGGUGAAGCUGUGUCUGCUGAGAAUGGCGACGGUUCUCAUGAUGCAGGCGCAAGUGCAGCAGAGCCACUGUUAGAAGAUGGGUCUGUGCUUGCUAUGUCUGCGGAAGAAGAUCGGUUAUGGAGCAUUGUGAGGACGAAUUCUCUGGAUUUUGACGCUUGGGUUGCUUUGAUCGAAGAGACAGAGAAGGUUGCUGAGGGAAAUUUAUUGAAAAUUCGGAGAGUCUAUGAUGCCUUUUUGGCAGAAUUUCCACUGUGCUAUGGUUACUGGAAGAAGUAUGCAGAGCACGAGGCGACCAGCUCUACUGAAAAAGCUGUGGAGGUUUAUGAGAGAGCUGUGCUGGGGGUGACUUACUCUGUUGACAUCUGGUUGCACUAUUGCCGAUUUGCCAUCAGCAAGUAUGAAGAUCCAGAGGUCAUAAGAAGGCUCUUUGAACGGGGAUUGGCUUAUGUUGGAACUGAUUACCUCUCUUAUUCUCUUUGGGAUGAAUACAUAGAAUAUGAGUAUAGACAGCAGGAUUGGUGCCGUAUAGCAAUGAUCUACACAAGGAUAUUUGAGAGUCCAAUUCUGUACCUGGAUAAGUACUAUAACAGCUUCAAGGAAUUGGCUGCCAAUCGGCCUCUAUCCGAGUUAAGGACUGCUGAGGAAGCAGCAGCAGCAGCCAGUUCAGUAUCAGAGGUUAUUGACCAAUUGAAUGAAGGGGAAGUUCCUCCUGAUGCUAGUGGACAGUCUCCUAAACUUGUAAGUGCUGGCUUAACAGAAGCAGAGGAGUUGGAGAAGUAUAUCGCCAUUAGAGAAGAGAUGUAUAAGAAAGCUAAAGAGUUCGAUUCUAAGAUCGCUGGUUUUGAAACAGCUAUUGGGAGGCCCUACUUUCAUGUGAAGCCCCUGAAUGUUGCAGAACUUGAAAAUUGGCAUAACUAUCUGAAUUUUAUAGAAAGAGAAGGUGACUUUAGCAAGGUGUCUACUUAUCUUCCUAACCAUCUGUCUGUCAGGCAAGGAGGUUCCCUCCUUUCCUAUUUGAGGGGCCUCUCUAUUCCGCAACGGAGUACUUCUUAUGCAUAUCUCCCCGUGCUUUGUGUUAUUUGUCUAUUUCUCUGGUGUAGCAUGCCACAGCGUGAUGAUAUUAUAAUAUUUUGUGUGUAUCAGGUGGUAAAGUUGUAUGAAAGAUGUCUAAUAGCAUGUGCCAAUUACCCGGAGUAUUGGAUAAGAUAUGUUAAAAGCAUGGAAGCACAUGGAAGUAUGGAUCUUGCAGAAAACGCACUUAUCCGUGCUACUCAAGUUUUCGUUAAGAGACAACCGGAGAUCCACCUUUUUGCAGCUUGGUUUAAGGAACAUAAUGGUGACAUACUGGCUGCUCGAGCUGCUUAUGAACUGGUCCACACUGAAAUUUCACCAGGUCUUCUUGAGGCCAUAAUAAAGCAUGCCAAUAUGGAAAGAAGGCUGGGGAACUUGGAUGAUGCUUUGGCGGUAUAUGAACAGGCGAUUGCUAUUGAGAAAGGAAAGGAACACUCACAAGCUUUACCAGUGUUGUUUGCUCAGUAUGCGCGUUUUCUGUACUUGGCCACGGGAAAAGUGGAAAAAGCUAGGGAAGUUCUAGAUGAGGCUCCUGAACAUGUCCAGUUGUCAAAGCCAUUUCUUGAGAUCUUAAUCUUUAUGGAGGCAGUGAUGCCAUUGCCGAAAAGAAUUGAUCGCUUAGAUACCUUGGUCGAGAAGUUCAUUAUUCCCAACACUGACAGCCCUAAUACUGCAAGUAUAGCUGAGAGAGAGGAUGUAUCUACCAUUUUUUUGGAGUUUGUGGAUUUAGUGGGAGAUGCACAGGCUAUAAAGAAGGCUCAUGAUAGACAUCUUAAGAUCUUCCUGCACAAUAGGAUGGCUUCGCAGUUGAAAAAGCGUCAGGCGGAGGAUGUUCUAGCUUCAGACAAAUCUAAGCUAAUGAAACCCGAUGCUUCUGUUCCUUCAUCUGUCCAGUCUUUGAUGGGUGCAUAUCCAGGUGUACAGAACCAGUGGACAGCUGGUUAUGGUGUACAACCACAAACUUGGCCGCAUGUUACCCAAGCACCAGCGCAACAAUGGAACCCCGCCUAUGCCCAGCAGACGGCUGCAUAUGGUGGUUACACGGCGAGCUAUGCCACUCCGCAAGUAUCAACAUCGGUGGCACAAACUGCCUCAUAUGGGGCUUAUCCUCCAACUUAUCCUGCGCAGGCCGCUCCACAGCAGAGUUAUGCACAACCAGCUGCCACAGCCGCAACAGCCCCAUCUCAGCAAGCAGCGUCGGUGCCUCAGGCUUAUUAUGGGACUUACUACUGAACAGGGAUAGCAGGCAGCAUCCUUGUUUGCAUGAUUGUUGUAUAGAACACUCAUCCCUAGGACUCACGAGAAUUACUUAACCUGUGGUUUUUUGAACCCAGCGAGGGGGGGAGCUAACGAUGUCGAUGGUGGAGCAGAAGAGCGAACCCUUGUUUUUGGUCAUGUUGGAUCUGAAUGAUUGCUGCUGUAUGGUCAUGGUCUUUUGACAGCGGUAUCUGAGUUAGGCUGUCCUUCGAUAUUUGUGGGGGAUGGAUAGUCGUUCCUCUUGUUUUCUUUCUUCUUUCCCGGAUCUUUUUAGGUACUCUACUAGUUUCCGUGUUUCUGUUUCUUUCACAUUUUAUGAUUAUAGUAGUGUAUUUGGUCCAAAAA
Molecule: messenger RNA, 3230 nt
Organism: Syzygium oleosum
Lineage: Eukaryota; Viridiplantae; Streptophyta; Magnoliopsida; Myrtales; Myrtaceae
Product: pre-mRNA-processing factor 39-1
Exons: 14
Coding region: 213-2861 (882 amino acids)
Biological process (GO): mRNA 5'-splice site recognition; RNA processing
Cellular component (GO): commitment complex; U1 snRNP; U2-type prespliceosome
Molecular function (GO): protein binding
Source: RefSeq, a predicted model, not a curated record